Messenger RNA from Pomacea canaliculata, 1959 nucleotides. Its product is annotated as zinc finger protein 90-like. Gene Ontology annotation, cellular component: nucleus. Lineage: Eukaryota; Metazoa; Mollusca; Gastropoda; Architaenioglossa; Ampullariidae. The record is from RefSeq and is a predicted model, not a curated record. Gene Ontology annotation, biological process: regulation of transcription by RNA polymerase II. Gene Ontology annotation, molecular function: DNA-binding transcription factor activity, RNA polymerase II-specific; RNA polymerase II transcription regulatory region sequence-specific DNA binding.
UACAAACGUUUCCCUGCUUCGUCUGCGAGGAGAAGCUGAAGUGUCCUGGGGCCUUCGCCAACCACGUCCGUCACCACUUCUUGGAGUUUCAGAAGCUCAGCGGCCACCCGCUGGGCCCGUUCCGAGGAAGAGGCCGGGGGUUCAUGGGCUGGGGGAUGAGACAUCGCGGGGGGCUUCCUGCCUUUCCUCCUCAUGUCUUCUUCCCAGAUUACGAGGGCGGCAACGGCAGCAGCGACGAAGGGACCAGUGGGCGAGAGGGCCGCGAAUGUCCUGUGUGCAAGGUCAAACUUCCGAUGGACAUGAGCGAGGAGGAGUUCGAAGCCCACGUUUGCGCUCACCAGGACGGCGAGUCUUCCAGCCUCAAGUGCGAGAUCUGUGGCAAGGAGUACAUGGCACGCGCCUCCCUGUUGCGCCACAUGCACACACACUCCGGCACGCUGCCGCUCAAGUGCAACAUCUGCGGGGAGCGGUUUCUGGAAAGCCGCGAGCUGACGCGUCACCACACGCACACUGGACAGGUGGCCUACACGUGCGCCGAGUGCGGGGCGGGCUUCACCUUGAGGUCUUCGCUGCUGACCCACACGCGCUCGCGUCACACUGGCGAAAAGCCCUUUUCCUGCCCCUCGUGUCCCAAAAGGUUCGCAUCCUCAUCGCUCUUGAGCCGCCACCGCGCGCGAUGCAAGGGGAGCUUGCUCAAUCAUAGCAGUCCUGCUUCGGAUGGGACCGAGACAGGGACACAAGGCUCCGAUACCAGGUCUUCCAUGGACCCAGACGCUAAUGAACGAUUUUGAUCGAUGAAUUCUGGACAAUUAUUUUCUUUUCGUGUCACUGGAUUAAGUCGAUUUUAUGUGCAAUCCAUGCUGAAGAAAAGCCCUCACCUCAGUCUCAGGAAACCUGUUACAAGAAAUGCGCUUUCUGCUCUCUUUCCAUAUGUAACAUUAUUACAUAAUUUAUUACAUUAGACCAAAGUUCAGGUUCGUUCGUUUCUUUGUCUUGAAAUAGUGCUUUUCACCUGUACAAUAUUGUACGAGUGACGUUGAAUGGAACUGUACCUGUGAUGCUAAGGGAGCCAGUAUUUGUUGAUUCCUAAGAGAUGAUUGAAUUGGGUCUUUCACUUAUAAAAGUUUAUGCACCACGAAGAGGUUAGUACAGACUUGCACUUAGUGUUGUGCGUAAAAAGAUGAAGAAGAAAAAAAGCCCGUUAAUAACAACAGUCAGUGUUGUGUACACGACCUCUUCAAUACACACCUGGGGGGAAAUGCGCAUUUGUUUACAAGAUUAGGGUACGUGUUAAAAAAAAAAGCUUUAUUGCUGCAAAGCUUUCAUAAAUUAUAUGUACUGAUAUAUUUCAAUAAUAAUGUGUGUUUACUUAAUUGCGCUUUAAGUUGAUUGUUUAUUUAACUCAUGUCAAACGCGCGCGCAUAUGCACAGUUUUCUCUCUAUAUCUUUACAUAUAUAUAUAUUCCAAGAAAAGAUAAAUGAUUUUCCAUGAAGUAGGUGAAAAUGUAACAAUAAGAAAUCCACAGAUGUAUGCGAAUGAAAGCUACAAGGAUACCAGUUUUUAGACAUUUUAAUUUAUUUCACUGAAUUUUUUGUGUUUCUGAAAUAGAAUUGUAUAUAAGCAUUCGAAGUUUAAUAUAACAAGUUUUGAACAAUGUCUUUACAUUUGUGACUAGGGAAUCCACACCAAUAUUUGUAUUAUUUCUUGUGAUUUUAAUGAAGAAAUAUAAUUAAGGUAUUGUUCAGACUUUCUUGCGAGGUUUAACUUUCUGAUCAAUGUAUGUUUCCUUUUAGAUAUAUUUUGGUUUGUUUUAUUGUAUUACAAUGUUAUGCUGGUAUACUUGUUCCCCCACACGACCUCUGUGAUUAAUUGCAACCUAUCAAAGAUUCAGGCUGUGAUCUACUUAAUAGACUUUCCAUGUCAAGUUAGAUAAAAUCGAAGAAGUGUUAAAACAUUAG